UCCAAGAUCAGUCCAAAUCGGUAGAGAAAUUCAAAGAGGGACAAAGAGCAGAAAAAUCAUAGGAAAAUCGGGCAUUGACGUAUAGUUAAACCGACACGCAAUCCCCAAAGACUUCUUCUUCUUCUUCCGCGAAAUUACCCCAAUCUUCCACCCGACGACCCAUUAUCUCACAGUCCCGGGCUUUAUUUAUCCUCCUUGUUCUUCACUAUCUCUCAGAUCAUCUUUCACUUUCCAGUUGUCAAGAUUCUUGCUUGCUCUGUUUUUUGUUCGGAUUUGAGUUUUAAUCUUUCUGGGCCAAGUUGAUAAAGGUUAUGGAGAACAAUCAGCAGUCGUUCUGGCAGUUCAGCGAUCAGCUCCGCCUCCACACGGCCAAUCUGGCCAAUCUCUCCCUCAAUGACUCUAUCUGGGGCAGCAACCACACCUCCAGCAAGAGGCCCGACCAGCGGACCAAUUUCGAUGUCAACAGCUACCUCAACAGCAGCAGCAACACCUCCAACAACCCAUCAAGUGGGGCUCCGCUGAACGGGCUCGGCUACGGUUGGAGGGUCGAAAAAUCCAACCUUGGCAACGAUUUCAAUGAUGGGUUCAGCUACGGGUGGAAGAUGAACGGAGUCAACGAUGUGAACGGAUUCGACGAUGGGUGGAAGGUCAACAGUGGGCCGAUCGGGUCUCCCUCUCCUCAGCAGAACUUUGCCGUUAAUGGAGGGUUCAACAAGGGGCUCUACUCCAAGUCCUAUUUCCCCCACAGCAACGAUGUCAAUCUCAACGUUAAGGGGCACAAGAACAAGGUCGACGAUUUCUAUGGGGCCAAGGUUGGGAAGAAGAACAGCAAUUAUAAGAAGAACAACAGUGGUGAGAACAAUAACAAUGUCGACGACAGGGAGACUAAGGCCGGCACCGACAAGAGGUAUAAGACCCUCCCACCGUCAGAAUCUCUGCCCAAGAACGAGACUGUUGGCGGGUACAUCUUCGUCUGCAACAACGAUACCAUGGAGGAAAACCUCAAGAGAGAGCUCUUCGGUCUACCUCCACGCUACCGCGACUCAGUCAGACAGAUAACACCGGGCUUGCCUCUCUUUCUCUACAACUACUCCACUCACCAACUCCAUGGAAUUUUUGAGGCUGCAAGUUUUGGAGGCUCAAACAUCGACCCAACAGCCUGGGAGGAUAAGAAGUGUCCAGGCGAAUCGCGAUUUCCUGCGCAGGUUCGGGUCAUAACCAGGAAAGUCUGCGAGCCCAUUGAAGAGGAUGCAUUCAGGCCAAUUCUUCACCAUUACGACGGACCCAAAUUCCGCCUCGAACUCAGCGUGCCCGAGGCACUGUCUCUGCUGGAUAUAUUUGCUGACCAAGACUCUAACAUCACAGGCAUACAGACCCCGAUUGAGAAGCUCUAAACGACGGAGCUUUCAUGGAUGAAUGCAUACAGAAAAUUGGCAACCUGAAGUUUUCGUUAAAGUAAAUUCGAACUACAGAUUAAUUAAUUACUGAGAAGAAAAGAGAUGAGAAGGAUGAAGAAGAGAUUGUGAUUAUUUGCUUGUAUAAUUUGCUUUACUCUAUUGAAGAGUAGUACUGUUACAACUGGCUUUGUGCAAUGCUGAUAAUCAGCAAAAUAACAAAGAGAGUCGAGAGAUCAUGACGAUGAUCUUUAGUUAUUAUAUUACUUCCGAGAGCUUGAA
Punica granatum (pomegranate) is the source of this 1676-nucleotide messenger RNA. NCBI's taxonomy places the organism in Eukaryota, Viridiplantae, Streptophyta, Magnoliopsida, Myrtales, Lythraceae. The record is from RefSeq and is a predicted model, not a curated record.